Diorhabda carinulata is the source of this 26099-nucleotide messenger RNA. RefSeq names its product SIN3-HDAC complex-associated factor. The record is from RefSeq and is a predicted model, not a curated record. Lineage: Eukaryota; Metazoa; Arthropoda; Insecta; Coleoptera; Chrysomelidae. Bases 210 to 1085 code for a protein of 291 amino acids. The transcript is spliced from 7 exons. Gene Ontology annotation, biological process: negative regulation of cell migration.
AUUGUUAUAUUGUUACAUGCGCAGUAUAGUUGCGUUAAGCCAUGCGCAAUCGAUAUCAAAAGUUUUAGCCGUCAUCUGUUGUGUUGGUGUGUCUAUAUUUUUGUGGAGUUUGAAGAGAUUCCUGAGUUAAAUAUCAAAAAGUUUUGUAAAAUUCAGUCAGUCACUGUGCUACUUUAUUCUAGAGUUCUAAAGAAUUUUAGCUGUUGAAAAUGUUUUCCUUCCAUAGACCAAAAGUUUAUAGAUCUACGACUGGAUGUUGUAUUUGUAAAGCGAAAUCGAGCAGUUCAAGAUUUACUGACAGUAAAAAGUAUGAGGAAGAUUUUCUUGAAUGUUUCAAAUUAGCAACUCCAAGACAAGGGGAAAUAUGUAAUGCAUGUGUUUUACUUGUGAAAAGAUGGAAGAAGUUACCAGCUGGAUCAGGUCGAAAUUGGCAGCACGUUGUUGAUGCGAGAGCUGGUCCAGGUAUAAAGUCUAUGACUAAAUUCAAGGUUAAAAAUCGCAAACUUCUUGAAGAGAAGGCUGAAAAGCUCAAGAAAAAGCAGUUUGAUAGAGAAGACAGUCCAAACCUAUCUGAUAAAAGUGAAGAACAUGAUCUCCAGGAAGUAGACUAUCUAUGUGAAGAUGGUCCCAGCAACGAAUCUAGUAGAACUGGAAGUCCAGGAAUAAGUGAUUCUGAAGAUGUUGUUAUGAAGACUAGCAGGAGGUACAAAGGAAUGCCUAAAAGGAGAGAAGCAGAAGCUAGGUUAAGUGGUUUUAUUGAUCAACAUUAUUGGAUAAAGGAGGAAAUAUGUUGUGGAGUAAUAUUCAGAGGCAGGUAUAAUGAAAUAAUGGUGGAUCCAGCCUAUUUGAAGCCUUGCCUUAGCCGGUUGAACAGGUGUAAACUUGGUUCCAGCAAUAAUAAGCCCGAGAAUGAACAGUGCGAUACUACUACGUCCACAAAAGCUUUUAGCGAUAACAGUUCAGAUUCUGGUUAUGACGAAUCCUCAAAUCCAGGUCCCUUGGCUGCCAAUAACGCUAAUUUUCAAAAGGAUGAAGUAGGUUUAGAAGAGAUAAAUAGUCAUAUUCCAGAGGCAGUUGUCAACUAAUGCUUUUCCGAAAUGUGUCAUGUGUCGAUUUUUAGAUUGUUUUUAUUAUUCUUUUUUUGUAAUUUAUUGGUAAAUGUAUAUUUUUCUUCGUUGUUAUAUUUGUAACAAAUGUACACAGAUUAUGUUGUCCAGAGAAGAGAGAUAUUUUUUAUUAGAUUUUAAUAAAGUGGGCUAGUCUAUUGAAUCAAUUUGAAAAGUUAUUUUGAAAUGAAUGCUAAUAUGUUCGGGUUAUACGAACUCAAAAUCGAUUUGCAAUUAACACACUAUCUAAAUAUCAUGUGUUGAUAAUAAAUACUCUGGAGAUAAUUUCAUUUGAACAUGGGCGUUCAUUUAAAAAUCUCUACAUUUGAAAAUAACUUGUCCACUCUUAGUUUUAAGUUUCUCAAGUCAUUUUAUUUAAUCUAAAGUGGCUUCUUUAUAUUCAUAGUAUAAUUAAUUGUUAAGUAUCCACACAUAUUUAUCGGAAGUACAAAAAUGACACAAAUGAAAAAAAAUAGUUGAAUUAUUAGGUGCAAUAAUUACAAAAUGUCUGAUCUCAGAGAAUUUGCACUGAUUUUUUCAUGAGUAACUGCAUCCCUUAUUCCAUUUAUGUUGUUGAAUUGCAACCAUAAUCAUCAAAUAUUAUGACAUAUUUUAUUAUAUUUGGAGGCUGAAACUAAAAAUAUUCUAUUUAUCAUCUGCAAAAAAAUUUGCUAUUUGUUAAAUAAGAUGGACGAUUUAUAUAAAAUCUAACACGUUUUAAAUUUUAAGAAAAUUGGAUGUAUGUCAUUUCAUUCAUGGUGACAUCGUUUUAUCAUUAGUUCAAAACUAAAAUUUUCACUUCGUUAAACUUUUUUGCAAAUAUUUGUUAUUGAAUCUUUUUGAUUCUGAUGAUUUGAUGAGUAUACUUUCCAUUAAAUGAAAUAUUUUUCUGUUUAUUAGGAAGUGUAAGUGCUAAAAAACUUAUAUCUUACAUCUAUAUGAUUGAAGCGACUGAUUGCCAGAUUGAGUUCCUUUAAAAAAGGGAACAUAAUAGUGGACGAAAGUUGGGGGAGUUUAAAUAAUUUUUUUUCUUUUGUAUUGGUAGUGUAAUGUAAUUAUUAAAAUCAUUUCUAACAGUGAGGUGAAUUUAUACACAGUUUCUUACUUACUUAAGUUAUUUACACGCGUACACUCGACACUAUAAUAAUUUACUGAUCACUACUUAUAAAAUUAAAUAUUCACUAUUUUUAUAACUACUUUCAUAAUUUAUGCAAAUUCACUAGUUACUUUCUACUAUUUCAUUCUGUUCAUUAUAACUUUUAAUUAUAAAAUUACUCUCGCUGCCAAAAAAGCACGAAUUUAUAUUUGAAAGGAAUAUCUAGAAAGUAAACAGGCAAAUAAAUGAUAAAGCCUUCCAAGAAAUUGGUUAAAUAAAAAACAAUGUAUACAUAUGUAAAAACAAACAUCAAACGAAUUCUGCGAACCAGCGUAUUGACAAAUAUUAGGACUUUUAUUAUAACUGAACAUCCUUCACGGUCCAUGUCGUGGACGAGGAAAGCUUUGGUCUCUAAGUAUAUUAAUCGUUAUAUAAAAUUUUGAUCUAUGGUUGUAAUUUAUCAUCAGGUAAUUUAUAAAUUUUUAGUCAUUAACACUAGUAAUUAAAACAGAAGAUUCCAAAAGAGAGAGAUAGAAGAUAUUUACUAUAAUCGUAUUUCAUUAUUUAUUAAAAACAAUUUUAUCCAUUGAUAUUCGAGAUAUUUACAUUAUUAUAUAUGAUUAUCAAUUUUCUCAUAAUUAUGUUGUUAGAAAAAAAGAUGUGAACUAGACUUCAGUUCAUGGUUAGAUAAUUAUAAAUUUUAUUCUUGUAUAUCAGUCACGUCAAUAAAUAUAUAAAAUAAGAAAUUUUCAGAAGUCCUCAGAAACAGCUACAAUUUUGAUGAUUUUUUGUAUAUUUCUUUUUGUAAUAUUCAAAAUCCUUCUGGAGCCGUUAUAAAAUGAGUUAGGUAUAUAUAAUAUACCUGAUAUCAAUGUAUAUGUUAAUUUUUUUCUAAAAAAAAUUUUUUUAUUCCUGUAUGAAAAAUAUUUUUCAUAUUUCAAUAUGAAAUAUAUUAAUAAUAUCAGAUUACAUUUAAUUAUUUAAGGAAGCGUUUUGAUUUUCCAUUCUCUGCACCUAAACCUACACAGAUAUUUUGUGCAUGACUGUUUUUAGGUACUUAUGCCUUUUACUCACAGGACAUUCUCAGAGUAGAUGCUUAGCAGUUGUCGUCCUUUGCUAUAUAGUAGAUGCCCAGCUAUCCUAUUGUUCUGAGGUGGUUUUUGACAGAACAGUGACUUGUCAGAAGACCGACCACCAGUUUACAUUCAUUUCAUUGUUGAUAUGACAUCCCAUGAGGUUUCAGUAGGGCUAUGGUCCAAAAUAUAGAGUUACCCCCUUUUUGGCAACGGGUCUGCUUCCUCAUAGCCCGAUAUACCCUAAUGGCCUGGUAACCACAAUAGUGUUAUUUUGUUUCUGUAAUCCAGUGCUUUUAGGUUUGUUCACACUCCCAUUGGCUUGGACCUGCAGUCAAUAGCCUUUACAUUUGCUUAGCUUUUACAUCAAAGAGAAUGAGCGCAUAUGUUUUAUUGCUAUUGUUUCUGAAAAAUAGUGAGUGCUUUCCCUACUGGUAUGGAGGGUCUAAAAAUCCUCAAUCUAGCUUCUUGGACUAACUUCGAUCAAUCUGUAUAUCACAGAGAUGCAUUUCCUGUUUGUGAAAGUCCUUUAUUGACCAAUAAUUGGUGGUCAUAAAUUGCCACUUGCCACAAUGGUAUGCAUUUGGUCCAUUGGUUGUUCACUGCUUUCUAAUUCAUUGUUUUAAAUAAUAUCAUCAAACAUAUCAUAAAUCUCUUUUUCUCGUUAUACAUGGAUAUGAUAAAAAAUUAUUUUUACAUUAAUGUAGAAAUUUUUUCAAUAAUAUAAUUCAUUUCUUCCCCGCUUCAAAAAGUUUCCGAUUUUAAAUAAUAUAUAAAAAAAAGAAAAUUGAGAAAAAUAUCAAAAUCUAUUUCUGAGGAUUUGAGAUAAAACUUUACUGAUGUCAUUAUAUUGAAUUAUUUUCAUCUCCCUAACAAGCAGAAUCUUAUUGGUGUUAUCAGUCAGUCUCGUAUUGUUUAAUAUAAUUUCGUGUCCAAAUAAAUUUUGAUUAAUUGUCUCCAUAGAACUUUUUCCAAGAUGUGUUUACAUAUUUUCCUAUUUUUCUGUUAGGGAUUUGAAAUUAUUUCCCUAGGAUCCAACAUCGUGUGACAUAAUUUGAAAGUAUUAUUGUCAUGAGUCAUGUUUAUUUAUUGACCAAUUCUUUGGCUUUAGAUUUCAUAAAAAUACUGGUUUAAAUAAGUAAAGUAAAUGUUUUGUGUACCUAUAUUAUAUAUUUGUCCAUAUCUCAACAAAACAAUUGUACUUAAUCAUUCACAAGACGCGGACCAAUCAAUUAUAAAAGAAUCAUAAAAUCAGAUAGAGGAACUUUGUCAAGAUGAUGUGAUGAACUAUCAUUUUUCAGUAAAAAUUCUUUCUUUGUACUGUUAAAGAAUUUGCUGACUGUUGACAGACAUCUGUCUUUUGUACUAAAUUCAAUUUUUCUGCAGCAUCGGUUAUAAUUAGUUUUAUUAUUGUUCUAUAUAUCUGUAUUAUUGUGUUUUCGCUUAGCUGCCCUCUUCAUAUUCGGUGUAUUAUAUGCAUUUUUUCAUUUCUUUGGUACAUUUCCCAAGAUAUAAAUGUAAUGAAAUAAUAAUUUCAUCGAACAUACCUAAAAGGGGUAAUUAAGGAAAUAGGUUGUAUAGUAAAUAUUCUUAAAAUCAUAUCAUUGACAGCAGUGUCUUUAUAUAUUAACUGCCAAGAAUUUAAAAAAUAAAAACGUAUGUGUUCCUCUUUGUAAAACACAAAUUAGAUAUCUUAAGGUAUAUUUAGGUUAUUACUUUGUUUUUACUCUUAAAAGCUCAGCAAUAUUUUUAAGAAUGAAUCUUUAUUCUAAUUGAUGUUUAAAUGACUUUAUACAUUUCUUUUAAAUUUAUCUGAUACUUUAUAUUUCCGAUCAAUUAAUUUUUUUAUUUUUGCAUAUUUUAAUUAAUGAAAUUGUUGAUUUUAAGUAGUGUCACCUGUAGUGAAAAACUACUUUUAUCAUUUUGUUGUUAUCAAAAGUAAGAAAACAGUGAAAUUUAAAGUUUCAGAUUGAAAUCAUCUUAUUUCACAUAAUUCAAGAUACUCAUAAUGUAAAAUAUUUUGUAAAGGCUGGUGCAGAUGUAAUAUGUAUAAAAUAUUGAAUUGAUCACAUUAUAUUUCUUUUUGUCAGAAUUUAUUAUUAAGCUGCUCUGAAAUUGUAUUUAUAUAAUUAUUUUAUUCACAAUUAUUUAUUAAAUAUUUAUGUUUGUAAAAAAACGUCCGUUUCGAUUUUCUUGGCAGUUUUCAUAGCGAUAAAAUAUAAUUAUGAAAUUGAAAAGAAAUUCUAAAUGUGCGGACUUCAAAUGUGAUAUUUAUACAAAUGUCAUAUUGUUAUGAAAAUUAUAUUGAAAGCGGACAAAAAGAAACGUUGAAAAUUACUGAUGUGCCAAGAUCGAUGUAGGAUAUAUAUUCAAUGAUUCCGGUGGAUGACUGCAAUCGUGGAAAAUUAUCUAAGAUGCCACGAAUAUUCUGUAUUCGACUGAAUAUUGCAUACUAUUCUGCCGUAUAUCGAAGGGUAAAUUAAAAAAAAUAUGUUGCCUAUAACAUUUUAUUUUCCAAUAAUUUACCAUUUUAAUACUUAAUCCAUCAAUGUCUCACUUUUUUUUUUAAAUUGUGAUAUAACUUCAAAAUGGUGUUAAAUGCAACUAAAGUUCCUUCUGGUUAUUUGAAGGGUAAUUUCUACCACCAACCACCCUCAACUCAAUAAAUUUAGUGUAUUUCGAUUUCAAAACUAUUUGUAUUAAUCAAAAAUGUUUCCACAUUAUUAAUCUACAAUCUGAAUUACAAACAAAGAUUUUUACUAAUUUAUUUCACCAAAAAAAUAUUCAGGUGCAGUAAAACAUUGUUCUACAUGAUACAAUCUUUUUAUGCUCAGAUUACCCAAACGAUCUAACUGAUCAAAAUGAAGCUCAUCUCUCCCUGUAUGAGGUGGAUGUGGUCCACGACAAGAUGAUUUUCUUCCAUAAUACUGAAGUACAGAACAUAUGUAUUUCCUUUGAAAUUGUAAUAGGUCUAUGUAAUAGCCAUCUUGGACCAUGCAAGCUUUUAUGCUACAGGAAUCCGAUUCCUCUCAUAUAAGUAUUAAACUCAGAAAUUGCCAACGGUAUUUGAAUCGAGAAAAUGCUUAUCAUAGAGCUUUUUAUAAUUUACUUUAUUUAGUACGCACAAAUGUGCCCUGUAGUAACUUUAGUAGAAUCAAACUUUGAAUAUGAAAUUUCGAGAAGUUAAUUUUUUUAAAUUUCAUUUUUUCACCUCUUCAUAAAGUGUUUACAACUAAUAUAAUAGCUAUGUUAGAAAAAAAUAACAAUCCCCUUUCAGCAUGAGUCACAUGAUCGUGUCAACUAAAUCACCUAUUCAUUAUUUACCAAGGGAACCUAAAACUUGAAUUUUUUAUUUUAAAUCUGAUUAUUUUGAUUAUGAAGAAUAAUUUUUUGUUGUUAUAAGAUAAGAUAACAAGAAAUAUAACUAUAUAUACAAAAACCAAUAUAUUGGAGCUUGCAGUAAAUUUUGAAAAGUGAGAAUUCUUUAUUAAACAAUAAAUCCAAACCUUCCGGAAGUUUUCUUCCUCUCAUCAGAGAAACUUGUAUAUCCAACGUGAAUCCUGGUUGAAGAUGAGUGUUGUUGCUGUUGUAAUGUGUUUGUAAAUGGGAUGAUAAUUUUGUCAAUAAGCAAACAGUAGUUUAUGGCAGGUAGUAACACUAUUAGUCAUCCAUAGGAGUCAUCGAAGAGACAUAACAAAUACUCCUCAAGUAUUUUAAAGUGCAAAUGUUGAAAAUACACUCGAUUUAUUUCUUAACAGUUUUAUCAGAUUUCAAUCAAUCUCCAUUGAUUCAUAUUCCUUUUUUAAAAUAAAUUAGAUAAUUUAUAAUUGAGAUUAUAGAAUUGGAAUUUUUUAAAUGCCUCUCUUACUUUCAAACUCUCAUGUUCAAAUUCAAAAUUGCAUAAUGCCUACAAUAGAAAUAAAUUGGGUGUUUUUAAAGCAUACCACUUAGUUUAAAAAAACAUUAACAGAUUUUUGUAACGUCUCAAAGUGACUCUCUUGUCCUAAAAUUUUAUACCCAUUUUUAAAUGUUAGACGAAUUGUAGCUAAAAUGCUCUUAAGUCGGAGAUGGAAGUAUUUUUGAUAACAAUGAAUCAAAUGUACCAAAAAAAAUUUCAUAUACAGACCGGGCUGUAUCUGAUAUGUUUGAUUAAUGGUGUCAAUUUUUUUAAUACGUUUUUCGAAAUGUAGUUUAUUCAGUGUGUUUUUCAAAAAAAAUUAAUAAACAAAAAUAAAAAAGUAUUAGAAAAUUUUAUGAGUUCGUAUAAAUGGAAUAUAUUUUUUGUUUAAAAAAAUUAAAAAAAAACUUCGCAUGAACUGACGUACGUUUAUAAAUUUGUGCUCGUUGGUUUCAUAUAAAAAUAUUUUGAUAAGUGAUAUUAUCUAAUUGAUCAACAUGUUGGGGUUAAUCAGGGUAUUUCACCUGAUUUACUCUUUCACACCAUUUACUUUCUAUCUUAUUCCAGUUUUUCUCUGGACGGACCAAUCCUUAAUAUAUGUCUGAGGUACUGAUCGUACAUCCAAAGUUAUACAAAGUGGUACAUAAUUUUAACAUGUUAAGCCCCAACCAAAAUUGAUAAACUUUCCCCAGAGGUCAGAAAUGUGUUUUUACACUUCCUAUAGAGUGUGGAUCCAAGAAAAAAAUUAUUUGAAAUUAAAAAUGCGACGAAAUGAUCUAUAUGGUGGCUAUGGGCCCUUUUUCCGGAGCCCAGAGCGUGACGUGUUGAUGUUUUCUACAAGGCAUUCUUAUGAAAGUAAAUAUCGAAAGAAGAUCAGGAGUGGUUAUAAAGCCUCAAGACAUUGUCGACUAUAACAAAGGCAAAUUUUUUAUUCAUCUAUAUGAUCAAAUGCCAGCCACUUCUUUGAGAAAGACGUUGCCAUGGUAUAGGAAAAUUUUGGUAUUGAGCUGUUAUUUAGCACAGCAAUGAUAAAUACCUAUAUUCUUUAUAAAAGAAUAACGAAGAAGAAAAUAUAGCAAUAACUGAAUUUCAAAUCAGUGUAGUAAAGAAGUUACUGCAUAUAAAGAAACUACCGAUGCUACUCAUCAAGACGCCAAAACUAAAACCAUUGACUAGUAAAGAAAGAAGGUCUAAGUCACAAGGUGAGAUUAGAUUGCGUGAGGUACAGUGCAAAAAAAUUGAGAAAACUUAUUGUAACGUCUAAAGUACAAAAUUUUUACAAUGUUAGUUUUGAAAAUCUACAUUAUUGUAUUCCCUUUUUUUAGCAAAACAUAAAUAGUUAUUAUAUUGUAAUAUGUUUUUAUUAGUCAUGUUUUUUAUACCCUUACAAACAGAAUUAACAAAAAUAGGUACAGUUAAUCUAAAAGUAGCACAAAAUAACAUUUUCAACAAAAUCGAAUAGACCAAGUGUAAGGUAAUGCUCGAAGGACUCGGGACGAUCCAAUCAAACUCUGAAUCUCUUUCAAAUAUCGCGGUCACUUUGUUUCUUACUCUAUAAAAUAGAAAAAUCAUCCGAUUUCAUUUUUUUAAGUUUCGUUUUUAUGACAGAUUUACAAAUAAAGUCAUUGAAAUCAGGUGGUUUUUCAAUUUCACGCGAAUAAGAAAAAAAUGGAAAGUUAUAUUAGUUUCAGAACUCAAGUGUUCAUGCAAGCGCACUUAUUCACUGUAACUGUUAUAAUUUUUUUAUAUUUUUAUAAAUGAAAUUUUUCUAAAUUUUUCUAAAUUUUUUAAUAUAUAAAAAAUAUAUUGAUUUUUCAUAUUCUUGUUGAUUAAAAUAAUAACUUUUUGAGGUCUAAAAACUGUUUUUCUUGACUUUUGGCUUCAAAUAACAUUUUUAGUGGCAAAUAUAUUCUUGGGGACUUUUGAGAUUUUGUUUAGAACCAUAAAAGGCAAGUUGAUACAAAAAUCUAGCUAUCAUUUUAUCGGAAAAGUGCACAAGGGGGAAUUUUGGUUUACAGAUAAAUAAAUAAUUGAUUGGAGUGUUCAAUCAAAGUUGACAAAUUUCACUAUUCUACGUUAUGUUCGUGACUGGUUUGUUCAAAUUUUAUAUUUGAAAAGUUUUUGUUACCAAACCAUAAAAAAAUGCUCUUAUACUUGUAUUUUCCAUUUUUUUUUUAAAUUUAAUUAAACUAUUAUAAGGAUGAAGUUAUUUUCUUUUGUUUAUUAACACUUUAACCAUAUCCAUCACCAAUAGUAUCAUCUGGUCCAUGAGACUAGCAGUAUUUUUCAUUACUUAGGUCAAAUUUUUACUUGAAAACCAAAAUUUAUUUCUAAUUAUGGUUUAAUAUAUGCAUGUAUUAUAUGCAAUUUGGAACUACAAUGCUUAAAUUUCAUGUCUUUGUAUAGUUUUAUAAAUAAUUUGUAUACAUAGGAAUAGAAAACAAAUCUUAUAUUUUUGUAAAUAACUUGUUUUUUUUAUUUUUAUUUGUUAAAACAAUUUUAAUUACAGAAUAAGUGACAGUCAAAUGUGUCUUAACAUUGGUAUCAACUGAACAAAGAUUUUGUUAGUCCAAAAGGCAAAUCUUUGUAGCACAAGAAGUGCACAAUUUCCUUCUGCACUCCAGGCAUAGUGGCUGGUCACAUUUCAUGCAUUUAUAAUUUGUAUUCUUCUCCUUUGAUGCUGAACACUUGGAGCAGGUUUUCCUUUUUCUAGCUUGACACUUGGUAUGCAGCCAACUGAGUUUUGAGGAUAUUUGUUCCUAACAUAUGUUUGUAUGGUAACCUUGAUAUCACGUGGUAGGUUUGGUAUUUCCAACCGUCUGGUCAUAUGUGGCUUUAUGAGCUCCAUUGUUAGGCCCGUACGAAUAGGUAUCUAGUCACAAGAGGAUUACCUCGAAAUUUAAGGUACAAGAUGAAGGAAUUGAUGCAAGAAUAUUGCGAGGGGCCAUCUUCUGGUUCUUCAACUGGACGAAUAUAUCUCACAUUUCAUGUCUAGCAAGUCCACCUGUUUUUUCUGUCCAUUGUUUCGAUACUGUGGUGGAUUGAUAACACCAAUAUUACCGAAUUAAUCUUUUUAGGCACAACAGAAAGUAAAUAUAGGGUGGAUCCCUUUUUUCUGUUUGGAGAUGGUAAGAAUUAAGGAGUUAUUUCCCCUCUUUUUUUUCAUAGUACCCACAUACGUUAGUGGUCGAUUUCCAAGUGCAUCAACAAACUCAAUACCAAUAAACAAUUGAAUACGAUAUGCACGGCACGACGGCUCACAGCCAACUGAAGGUUACAAAUAACAAUUGGAGGGAAACUGUGGAGCGGGAAAAGCGAACGAACCAUCAGGGAUGCCAAUUUCGAAGAGCCAAAUUUUUCGAUCGGUCUCAGAGACCAGUGAUAAGGUUAAAGUGUUAACAAAACGAUACUGUAUCAAAACAAUUAUAUGUAUUGACUGUUUUUUAAAAUCUAAUGAUGAUAAUAUAUUUCCGACCGUUUUUUAAAUAAUUUUGCACUUAUUUUGGAAAAUUUCUAUAUUGCAAGCAAUAAAGUCUUGAUAAAUGCAAAUAUAAUUGAAUAAAUAAUAACGAACUAAAACUGAAGUAAACAAUGAAAUUGGAAUACUAGGUGACGUCAGAAACAUAACCUCAAAACGUGAAAUUUUUCUCAUUGUAUUAAAAAUUCCUGAUUAGUUGAUUCUCAUUGGUGAUUACCUAAAAAGUACAAUGACAUAGUACUCUUUUAAUGUAGUCAUUAAGUUUGUUCUUGGUAGCUGCACUGGAAUUGUACUGAACUGGACCAGUGCAGGCCAGUUCAUGAGUGUAUAAAACUAGUUUGAUCGGAUACAAAGAACGAUGUAGUGCAGAGAGCAAUGGAGCAUUUGUUGAUUGUUGUAUUUGAGGUUAUUUGAUGUGAUUCAGGCCUUGUAGUAUUAACAAUAAUGGAAAACGAUUUAGUACUUUUUGAUAUUUUACAUUCUGACGAAGAUGUAGUGCCACCGUUUCUUUAUUACAUUUAUUGCACUGCAUUGGCUGAACUAACUCUAGACCCAGUGGAAGCAGUACAGUGUACUGGGUGAACUAGUUCUCUUGCACUGCUGCUAAGAACAGCGACACUAGCGUUGGUUCUGCUGCAAAGAACGCUUUAGUGUACACUUCUUGAACAAGUUCUGUCAGUGCAGUUACCAAGAACAAACCUAUUGGAACGUGCGACAGUUCGUGCGAAUGAAUUCUAGGUCCAAUGAAUGUUCUCUAACAAAUCAAAAAAGUACACGUUAGUAUCCAAGGUGAUAAUGGUAUGUUUAUAAACUUGUGUGGUUGUUCACGGUAAAUAAUUUUAAGGUUAUGCUAUUUAAAAAAAUAAACUGAAUGAUAGAAAAUCUUCAACCAUUUUAAUACCUCGUUCAUUGUUAUAUGGAUUUAAUAUCAAACAUUUUUGGAAGUCAAGUCAAAUAAAAUAAAGAAUAUACAAUGCGUCCAAUAUUGCCAGAUAGAAACAUUUACCAGAAAACAUUUUCAUAAGUCGAUCAGUUUAGUUGUCGCAGAGAUUUACUUUUGUCGAUGUCUUUACCAUAGAAUUAAUAUCAAGUUGUGAGUGUCAAACAAUUUUUCUUGUCAACGAAAUUGGAAUUUCUAGAACCGUUGGUGACAUUCAAACUGAACACACUGUUUCAACUACCACUACACCAACACUCACAAUUACACUGUCUGACGCGUGUUUCGAUAACCAAAUCAUCAUAUUCAGAGACUGAAGGUAAACUAUCUCUCAGUCUGUGAUUUAUACAGGGUAUUACGGGACGUGAUGCAGACAAUUCGGAAGUGAGUCGCUGACGUGAAAAUUAUCUCUAACAUGAAAAGAAUUUUUUCAUACGAACCCUCGUAUCUGAGUUAUAUGCUUUACUUAUAUUUAAGUAUAUUUUCUGAAUUAUACAUUCGAACAUUAUGAAUUAUGGUUACCAAUUCGUAACUUUUACAAUUUAAAGAUAGCAAAAAUGAAUUUUCCAAUCGACUUUUUAAUGAAAAAUUAUUCUGAUUAGCUCGAUAUAAUUUAUGGUUUAGGUGAUUUUUAGAUCGUUGUACAUAUGCAAACCGUUUGCCAUAAAGAAACAUUCUAAAAAAUAUCAUAAAUUGUAAUUAUUUACUUAAAAUACUUAUAGGACGUAUUAGAACACAAUUAAAGAUUUCUAAUUAAAUUUCACCGUUGAACGUGUUACUUACAUAAGGAAAAAAUUCAGUAGAUUAGCUCAAAACUUAUCAAAUAAAAUAAAAUAAAAAACUAAUAAGUGUUAAAAGUGGGCACCUUGCACUUCUACAUACUUUUGGAGUCUACGGAGGAUAUUCCUUUGAACUUUGAAGGACAUUCUAAGAUUAUGCAUCCCCGACCAAUCACCCUAUUAGGAAAAAUGUCAUUUUUUAUAUUUUAAUCUCUUUAAGUUUUUCUUUAUGCAAGUAAUAUGGUCUUUGAUAGUAUGUAGUAUAAAUGUUUAUUUAUUUAUUCAUUAGUUCUCCAAGAAAUGUUUGAUUUUGUAAGUAUUUUCAAUAAAUAAUUACAAUUUAUGAUAAUUUUUUUCAGAAUUUUUCUUUAUGGCUAACGGUUUGCUUUGCAUGUACAACGAUCUAAAAUCUACAUACCUCCUAAACCAUAAAUUAUAUCGAGUUAAGCAGAAUAACUUUUUGUUAAAAAAUUGAUUGGAAAAUUCAUUUUUGCUAUCUUUAGAUUGUCCAGGUUGUCCCUGUAAAAGUUAUUGGGCACGAGUCGCCUCUUGCCUUCAGGUAGUAGUGUAGAAUGAUUUAUUCAGACAAACACAUUAUAUGGUUCAAAUUUAUAAUUUAGAAAGUAUGUUUAAAUAUAAGUUUUGAUUUCGCAACUUCAAAUGCCUAUAACUUAGAAACGAGAAGCGUAUGAGAAUUUUUUAUGUCACAGCAUUCUCACUUCCAAAUCAUUAGCAUCAAGUCCCGGAAAACCCUGAAUACGUAAUUGUGAGUGUUCUUAUAGUGGUAGUAUCGACAGCAAUAGUAAACAUUAAAUUUAGAAUGAAAAACCUGAGCCAUUGUUAGUCGUUAAGUGAGAAAAAAGCAUUUUUCAUUCUAUAACUCAUUAUAUAUUCCAUACUUUUACGAUUUGCUUCCAUCAUAACGUUAAGAGAUUACCGCGUUUAAACUUACCACUAGAAGCGCUGGAGUGAGGUCUUCGAAAUAUCAUUAUUUGUUGGAGGUUUUUAAAUCGUAUUUUUCAACUAAAUAAAUAUAUACUGUGGUGAAUAUUAAAAUAUCUAGCAAAUAUUCAACGAAACCUUAAAUGUGUUGAGGAUAUUCACAAAAUAUUCGUGGAUUUUAGGCAAUCCCAUGAUUCCAUUGUCAGAAAAAAACUUUAUUUUCAAGUUCGAAAUAUCAGAAAGUUGAAACGACUAGUGAAUGUCACAAUUACGGAGACAAUAGUACGCAUACAGAAUCAGCUAACCAAUCGAUUCAAAAAGAAGCCUUAAAUAGGGUGAUGGUCUUGCAUUCAUGUUAGUCAAUAGCCAUGGAAUACAUCAUAAAAAAAUGACAAUUAAUCUCCGAAACAUUUUUAGUAGGUAUGGAUAAUCAUAGAUAGCAGCAUACGUAGAUGCCAUCAAUAUAAAUAGAAUAUCAAUAGCAACGGUUAAAGGAGGUAGGACUAGCAGUCAACAUGGAAAUAUAAACACAAGCCCGUACGAACAUAAUGCUCCAGAAUGUUACAAUAACAGAUGAAAAUUUGUAGAGUAACAUAUUUCAUAUACCUGGGUGUAGAGCUUACCAAUAAUUGAAGCGAACACAUAGAGAUUAGCAGAAGAAUCAACCUGUCAAAUAAGGUGUAUUUAAGCUUUCCUGUCCAUGUUUAGAUCUAGAGACUUACAUAUAAUCAAUAAAGUCAGAAUAUACAGUAGAAUAUAGUAACGUACGGUUGUAGAACACAAAAAGUGACAGAUUACAUAAACACCUUUGAAAAGGAGAUAUUAAGGAAAAUAUAUGACCAGAAAUAUGAGAACGGAGCAUGGUGAACUGGGGAUUCAGACAUAAUCAAGAGUUACAUCAAAAAUACAAGGAACUAGAGUACUCUGAAUUUUUCAGAGUACAAACACUGCGAUGGAAUUUACUUGAAAAAAAUUUUGAAUGGCGUAGGCUAAUUGGAAGAUUUCGGAUCUGGUGGUAGGAAGAAGACGCAAUUCGUUUUUUAAAAAUACGCAAGAGGAAGAGGGGAGCACUGGACAGGAACAACUGGAGAAGGAAACUUCGUGGAGAUGUUUUUUGGAAACACACGAAAGUUUAGAAGGGGUAAAGAUGUCCCUGUGUAUAUCUAUUGAUAAUGUCUCUAUAAACUAUUAUAAACAAAAUACAACACCGCGAUAUACUGGAUAUAACACUUUUAAGUUUAUAGGAUUCAUAGAAAUUAUUCAUAUUGAACUCGAAAAUUAUUAUAUUAGUUUUGAUAUACGUAAUUACUAUACUGUUGUAAAUUUUACGAGUUUGAAAAACCAUAACGUCAAAAAUACAUUUUUAUUAUUAAAGAAUUACAUAAUCAAAAAUCCCUUACACAAUUUUUUUUAUGUCUUCAGUCCAUUAACUUUUGCGAUGCAUCCGCAAAUUGCAUUUUUACACUGCACACAAUAGGUGAUGGUCACACACACCUUAGUUUAAUUGGACAAAUAUUUUGGCGUAGAUUUCGAUGCAAACUUUGAAUGCUUAUUCUGUGCUCCAUCUAUGGCUUGCUAUGCGAUGGGCCAAUUCCUCGCGUCGUAAAGGUUUACGUAACUCAUAUUAGACGAAAGUUGAUCGAAAGUGUCCACCCCUCCUUUGAUUUGGUUAUAAUUGACAGUUAUCACUGAUUUACCAUUUUCUUCUGAAAUUUCCAUAUCUUCAUGCAAUUUGGAACGCAAUAUAUUUAUUUUUCAAUUUUUCAAAGUCACUAAUUCUCGAGAUUGAUUAUACACCUUCACGUAUAGGUCACAGGAAAAUUAGAGAAAAUUAUGGACCAUGGUAAAUUUACGAUCAAAUAGUAGGGUUAAACCUAAGUGCCCAAUAACAAAUAUUGACAGCUUUAAUUUAUAACCUCACUCGGUAGCGCCUACUGGUUACCAUAUAAACGAUGGCCCCCUUAGACCAUACAUUUGCAUGGACUGCUACUCCUAUUGUCUACAGCAAAAGGAACGCGGCGAAAUAUCUAUUAGGACUACCGUCAACCAGUUGAUUCGCUUUCUUUAAAAUAGGAAUUCGAUUUUUCAGAAAUCUAUUCCAUUUUAAGAAGAAUCAUUAAUAUCUGAUGAUUUUGGUUAGGAAUGCUUUUCGAUUCUUGGAUUAAAAACAGUCAAAGAAGUAUAGACUCUUCGAUAGUCGUACAAAACCCUUUUGACAUUAGUCCUUGUAGAUUUUUUGUCAUUUUGUUGGUUAUAUGUAAUAGCAGACCAUGUAACUGUAUGGUCUCCUUUAUCAAUGAAACUAAACUAAGUGUUGCGAAUAUUAUUUGAUGGAAUACUUUUUGACGGAGGUGUCUUGUAAUUUAAAUUGUAAAUCAAAAUUCUGUAUAUUUGUCUUUUUUCUAUGUAUACUUUACAUAAAUAGAAAACAUUGAACGAUUCUACAACGAAUGAAUUGAUGAAUGAUUUUUUUACACAGUGGAUGCUUAAUAUAGGAAGAUUUAGUACAUAAGUAAAUUUGAAAUAUCAACAAACGAUUUUAAGUAUUCAUUCAUUUUUAUAUAGUGUGUGAAUAUUUAUUAUGAAGCUACUUAUAUUAUACGUUUGCUGAUAUUUUAAUUGGAAAGAAGAAUCGUCAAUGUAAAAAUAAUCAAGGAAGAUUACUAUAAAUAUAAAAAAAAUUACUACCCUAAAUUUAUCAAAUUUCGGUUUUUAUUCGAUAAUAAUAUAAUAUAUGAAUUAUACAAAAAGUUAUGUAUGCGUUAAAAAAAAGCAUUUCGAUUCCGAGUUUACAGGAAGCACGCCACUAAUACUGGGGAUGCACAGAAACCUCUACUACAAUAUUUCGAUAUUCUGCUUAUGAGAUAAAAAAAAACAUCUCUUAUAUUGUCAAAUUAGAAAAUCAUAAAAAUAGCUCUGAAUUGGAUCUCUAAAAAAACAGAUUCGCUAUAUCCCUUUCAUAUUGCCCUGACGGUGCCUGAUCUUCCAAAUAACGAGCGAAAAAAUAAUUAAAAAAAUAAAACCCCGUACAAUAUUUAAAAAGUUAUAAAUAAUUAAACACCUCAUCAAGAAAAGAUCUUUCAAGAUAAGGAAAUCUACUAAAAAAAUUCUGAUGCCUUGAAAGAAUACUUAAAUAAAAAAAAAUUGGGUAUCUAAACUAAACUGAAAAAUAUAAACACUUUUAAGAAUUUAUUCCUGUUGGAAUCUUUCAUUUAAGUCAAUUGUUAAUUAACAAAAUUUUCUUGAUUGUCCUUAACUAAAUGAAAUUUUAAAUAAUUUUUUCGCUUCGUGGAGCCCUCCUUAUAUACAUACAAACCAAUUUUGCGUCAUAAUAGUUAAAAAAUAUAAAUACUUUGUUUACAACAAUUUAAAUUCGCACAAAGCUUGAAUUUUUUUGAGAACAUACGUUUUUGUCAUUACAUUGGUAAUUGUAAAAUAGCUGUAAGAUCGAUACAGACCAGGAUUUUCGUGCGUUUUUAUAUGGUAUUCUUACCAAACAAUCUAAAGCACAAAUUACAAUCGUAUUUACUUCUGGAUAUGAAGUUCUACCUGCUACUACAUUAGUAAUAUUUUUUAGAUUGCAAUCUUCUCCCCAAAUCAUCAAACAUUGUGAAUAUCGCACACUUGAUGAUCGAAUGGUCUGCAAUACAUCUCAGCACUAAAUUACUAUCUUCUUCUCAUUGAAGGUUGGCAGCCACGUUUUCAAAUGCGUCUCUGUCCUUCGCAACAUGAAACAAUUCUCCGACGAUGAUAUUUGUACAUUCUCUUAUGUUAUGGAGCCAGGAUUCUUCGUCCUGCCGAUGCCUUUUUUUCCUCUACUCUGCCUUGUAUUAUGUUCUGUAGCAGUAGGUAUUUGUCGUUGCGUAAGAUGUGUCUUAUGUAAGAUGUUUUCUUAUCUUAAUAAUUGUCAACAGCUUUCUUUUGCCACCAAUGCGUCUUAAUACUUCGUAGUUGGUGAUUCUAUCGGUCCAGAGUAACUUCAGGAUGCGACUAUAGAGCAACAUCUCAAAUGCCUCAAGUUUUUUGAUCAUCUGAGCUUUCAAGGUCCAAGUUUCCACUUCGUACAGCAGUACUAGCCACACAUAACAUUCCAUAAAUCCUAUUUUGACGUGGAGGUUUAGAUUUCUGUUUGCAAACAGUACUUGACAAAUGCUUUUUGAGCCAUUUCAAUUCUGAUCUCGAUUUCUUCGUCUGGAUCCAUUUGAGCGUUUAUUCAGUGUGAGAAAAGGGUUAAUAUUAAUAUUUUGUUUUUUAUUAUAACCAUGAAUUUAGUUUUUUCAAUAUUUAUAGUGAGUUCUACAUUUUCACAUUCUCGGUUGAUUCUCUCUAAUAGGAUUUGAAGAUCUUCGCUCUCAGCCAUUAUAGCAGUAUCAUCGGCGAAUCUUAAGUUGUUAGUUAAUGUUUUUCUGAUGUUUACCCCCGCAUGUCUCUCCUCCAGCACUUUCUAAAAUACAAACUGAGAAUAUAGAUUGAAUAGUUGUGGAGAAGGAACGCAGCUUUGACGUACUCUCUUUUGAAUUUCGAUUUCGUUUGUCUCCAUUCUCUAUAAGUUUAUCGUAUUGGACUUUAUCAAAGCUCUUAUGGAAAUGAAUGAAACAGACAUAUACAUUUUUGUUGUAUUCUCUGCACUUCUGUAGUAGUAUGCUAUGAUAGCGAAUAAUGCUUCUCUAGUUCCUAAUCCUUCUCUAAUGUCAAACUGCGUUUCAUCUAUUUGUUCUUCAAAUUUUCGAUAUAUUUUCUGCUGGAUUAUUUUCAAGAGUACUUUUAGUGUGUGGCCUAUCAAACUGAUAAUCCGAUAUCCGUCACAAAACUUAAAGUUGUUCUUUUUAGGCAAAGGAAGAAUACUGGUUUAAGCCAGUCUUUUUUGGAAUUUCCCCCGUUUUAUAGUUUUUGUUGAACAAUUUUGUAAGAUGGGUUCCUAUCGUCAAAAGCCUUCAAGCAUUCUUUUGGAAUGGCUGCUUUUCUGGCUUUCGAGAUUUUUAUGGCAUGCUCCACUUAAGAAUACAUAGCUCUUCCGUCUGUCCGCUUUCUUCUCCCGCGUAAUCUCGCUCUGCUGCAAAUAGGCGCUUGAUGUAAUCUUCCAAAGUCCGUUUUUUGUCAUUUUUUGUUAACUGCAUCUCUCCUUCGGUGUUCCUUGUGAUCAUUGGCAUCUUUUUUUAUUGUGUUUCCAGUUAAUUCCUUCAGUUUUUAAUGUAGAUUAAAAAAAUCAUGUUUAUUGUUCAAUUCUUCCAUUUUACGUCAGCUCUCUUCCAUCCAUCUUUUUUUGGCCUCUCUUAUGGUGGUGGUGCUCUACUUGUUUCUUUACUUGUACAUAUUUUUGUGGGCUAAUGUUCUUAGAGUUACGCUUUUUCUCUAUAUAAGGUUUAUGAUUUCUUGGGUGAUCCAUGGUUUUUUCGCAAUAUGCUCUUUUUGCCUGCAAUUUCUUCCGCGGCACUCAGAGGAGUCGUAGAAUUAAUUUUAUUCCAGGCAGUGUCGAUAUUCGCCGCUGCUGCUUCGUUAAAAUCAUUAAUUAAGUCGUUACAUUUUGCUUGAUAUUGAGCUUUUCUAUGUCUAAUAUUUUUGGUUUUGUUACUCGUUGUAGCCUUCUUAGUCUUACUUUUAUAAGCUGCGAGUAGUUCAUGGUCCGUGUCGGCGUCUGCAUUUGGGUAUGUCUUAGCGCUUUUAAUACUUUUCCUAAACCUAAGCCUGUUGAUACAAAUGAAAUCAAUUUGGUUCCUCAUGAAUUUACUAUCAUUUUGUUUAAUUUUUCAUAUUGGUGACUCGUUCAGCUCCAAAUUUCGCGCUGUUGCUAUGGAUUCUUAUUAUUAUUUAAACGACCAAAAUAUGAAUGUUGUUCUGGAGAAAUAAAUUACUUUCCAAUGUGCAAUUUCAAUCAAAGUUUUGUUUCCUUUUCACUUGUCAUGGGCGAAAACUAAAUAUUGUAAAAAUGGAAUUUAUAUACCUUUUAACAUACUUAAUCCAUGUUAAAACAAUUUCAACUCUAGUGUUUGAUAACUCACAAAUAAUGAUGAAAGAAAUUAUUAGAAAAUAUCCUUAGUUAGAAAGUGUUGCGAUUGAACAUAUCAGUUAAACAAAAGCAAUAAAUUAGACUAUCAAUUUAACCGAUCGAAAGUUAGUGAUCUUUCUUGAUAUAUUUUGAAAAAAUAAGUUUUCCUGGUGCCUUUAUCCUAACAGAAGGAUAAAUUGAGGUCUAAAGAAACUCGCAUUGUCUUAUGAAACAUCGUAGUGCUUUAAACAAGACAAAUCUUGAUAACACCAUUUUUUGAAACAUUUCAGCUGUAUCCAAAAAAUCUUCCAUGUAAAAUAAUACACGGGAUGAGUCAAAAGUCUUGAUAUUUUUGGUUCUUUAAAAAAUAGUAUCUAAUGAUUCUUUUUUAAACGAUCCAAAUUCGAGGUUACUAGACUUUUAGCACAUCUGUGUUUUUGUAUCGGUGCUAUUUAUUUAGUACUAUAUAUAUAAAUUUCGAAAAUAAAAUCUUGUCCACCAAUUUCGGGAACACAAAAAAAUGUAUAGCUAGCCAAAUUUAAAUCGUGAAUUCUUAUUUAGUAAAUUGUUAGUAUCUAUAAAUUAUUGUUACUAAUAAUGCAAUAAUAUAUAACUAAAGAGGGUCCUGUAUCUGCCAUACCAAUGCAUAUAUUGGUGUAGAUUGUCUGGAAGAAUUUGAUUAACGGCACAAAGUGCUCUGUGCUACAAGAAAGUCUCAAGGUAUGUGCCUAUACUAGAACAAAUUUUUGAUGAUGAAUUUUUGAUUUGGAAAAAACCGAUUCACAAAUAGUUAAGUGGGAACGAUUUUCAUUAUUUUAAACAUAUUUAAUUAUUGUGAAAAGGGUAUUGUUCAAGAAGUAUGCUCAUACCUUGUUCUUAUUGAAUGAUUUGAUCAGUGGCAAUGAUGUUAAUUGGUAUUUUUUUAUAACAAGAUGCCACACUUUUUGUAAAUAAGAAAUUAUGUACAAAUACAUCGCUAAAACAUAUUAUAAAAACAAUAAAUUUUUCAGUUUUUGUUCAGUUUACUAAUACUUUCGAAAUAAAUGAAAUGUUAUAGGAGAUUUAUUGAAAAUUCUAAACAAAUCUUCAUUAACGUCACUUGACAAGGAACAAAUCAGCAUGCAAUGCAAUAAUAGGGCGGAUUGACUACGUGCAACUUUUAACUUCAUACACCUGGUCCAAUACAAAUACUUUUCUUUCCCCCUCUUCGGUGACGGGCAGCAGUUAAGAACAAUCGUUUUGAUAUUCGAUGUUCUUUUACUCAACAUCUUCUGUAUUAAACUUACUAACCUAACCUAACCGAAUUCUCUUUUUCCUGUAAGCGUUUGCAGCUCUCUUCUUUUGGUCGUACGUGUGUUUCUGUUGAUAUUGAAAGCUCAGUUUUUAAGAAUACCUGCCAAGUUUCCGCUCUAAAUCUCCUCAAGAAAUUGAUAUUUUCGCUCUUCACGGAAUGCCGAAAAAUUUUUGAACGUAAUUCUGCGUUUCCAGCGUGAUUAGGUACAAUUCCCUACUUAAUUCUAAAUUUGAAGCGAUUCCUUACGAUUUCUAAACGUUUUAUCACUGAGAAAUUUCAAAAGGUGAUUUUUAUCUCAACACACAUUGUUGGUGUUGGUUGAAAAAUCGAAGCCUACAUAUUAUAAAAACAAUAAAAGUUUUAGUUUUUGUUCAGUUUACUAAUACUUUCGACAUAAAUGAAAUUCUAUAGGAGAUUCAUUGAAAAUUCUAUAUAAAUCUUCACUAACGUCACUUGACAACGAACAAAGCAGCAUGUAAUGCAAUACAAGACCCGAUACAAGGGCGGAUUAACUUACGUGCGACUUUUAACUUCACACAUCUAGUCCAAUACAAAUACUUCACUUUCCUCUUAUUCGGUGACUGGCAAACAACCUCUCCAAAAUUUCCUAAUCUUCCUCGACGUUUCCCUUAUUCCAUUAGAUGAGACCCAAAGCCACCUAAUCACUUCAUUCUAACCUGGUGGUAGGUUGAUAGUAAGGAAUAAUGUAGACGCAGCUGCACCCGCUCUUCUGCAAUCUCUGUCUUCUACGUUCUUACUGGCGACAGAGAGCAAGCGUGCACAUGACGCUAAUACAACAUUAGUAAAACAUCCCGACCCUAACCUUGCAGAGGAUAUUAUUCCUAUAUUCUAUUCAACUAAAAUAUGAGCUCAAUGGUGUUCUCCAUCUUAUACAGGUAGUUCACUUCUUUUUUUUUCCAUAUUUAUCUGACAUCAAUCUGUUUGUUAGAUUUUGAUAGAUGGCGGAAAGUGUAUGUCUUGGUCAAAAUCAUGCGCAGAUGUAGUACAGCUAAUCGGCUUUUAUGCAAGAUCUUGCAGUAGCAAUUUCCAUGCUUUGAUGUCAUUUUUAUUGUAAUACUGGACAGAAAUUUAGUUACUUUUAAACACACACAAUCGGUGAUAUCAGCUGUUGUUGCGAAACUAAACUUAGUUUUUAUUAAAUUUUGCUUUGUUGCCAUUUUAGUUAAACAAAAAAAUUGCUAGUUUUGGGUUAGUGGCAGCCUUGAUUUCAAACAACUUGUAAAGUACGCUUGAUACGAUACAAGACAACGUGGAAGAAAUUGCAAACAAUUUCUUGCAAAAUCAGAAUAUUGCAUAUACGAAUAUUGCACGUCUUUUGAAGUUAUGCCAGUCUCUUGCCAUCCCAUCAUGGUUGCCACUACUCAUAAUUCCAUAAAUAAAAGUGAACAAUUUCCUAACAGAAUAUUUUAUUUAAUAUUUCAUGACCGGUUUAAAAAUGAAAACUAGGUGAAGUAAACAAGAAAAACUGCAUCACUGGCAAUAAUUAUAUCUAAUAUUACUUUUGGAAUCCGGUGCACAGAAAUUAUCACCCAGGCAAUGGUGGAACAGGCCCUAGGAUUAGAUGGGGAAAUAUUCUAAAAUUAUUUGAAAAACUCCUAAUGAGAAUAAGACAUAACCAAGAAAUUAAUAGCGAAUGACGUAAUAUGAGUUCUCUCUAGAAUUGCAAUUACACGUAAUAAAAAUGGCACCUGAUUAAUAAUGUUGCAAGCGCGAGAUCCUGCAUGAAACAAUCAACUGAACUUCAUCUGCACGGGCUUUUGAUAAAAAAUAUUGCGUUUAGAAUUGCAUUGCACGUUGUCUUGCAUAAUGCUUUGCUCAUUGUCAAGUAUCAAAAGCAGUUUUAUGUCUUUGAAUAUUCAGAUGAAAGCUAAGGGACACAAAUACGAUAAUAGAGUUAACGAAACGAAUGUUGUAGCUGCAAAGUAUUGGUGUCAUAUUUCCACAUUUCUUUUGAUUAAACAUUUAACUCCUCUCCAAACACAACAAACUUUGUUUACUGCCAAAUUCCUAGAGCUGAAUAUAUAUCUUAUAAAUGUGAAUUGAAUCAAAAUAGGUAUUUUGAGAUUAUUUCCAAACUUGUGUUCGAUUUAUAAUAAGUGUAUAUGAUAUAACUUUGUAAGGCUCUAUAAGAGUUAUUGGUUUGCUCACCUUCAACUUUUUAAUUUUAAGAAUCGAAUAAAAUAUCAUUUUUUAUCCGUCUUUAGAUGUUUCUUCUCAUAUAACGAUUACUUAAAUCUUUAUCCACUUAGAUCUGAUUCUCCCUUUCAUUCUCAUACCUCAAGUUCACAAUGUAGCUUUGAAUGGCUGAUUACACAAUUUCCCCAUAAAUGGCAGAGCCAUUUUUUCUCUAUCUAUGAUUUUUCCUCAAUAUUUCAUACUUUAUACGUUACAAAUAUUCUCAUUAGUUUUCGUACCACUAUUCUUAGUUCUUUUCCCUCUCUUCUUAUUAUUGUCAUCGUUUUUGCUCCAUAUAUCAUCUUAUCAUUGGUGACCCUUGUUUAUCUUUGCUAGUCAGUUUCUCAUUAGUAUGGUAUGUUCUGUUGUCAAAAAAAUAUAACUCCUAAUCAAAAUCACAAACCAUAUCAUCACUAACAGACCUAACAAAUAUACUUGGGAACAUAUGCAUGCGAAUUGUUGUGUCUGCAGUAUACAGAUUGAAGUACCUUACUAAUGAUGUAUGAAAAGUAUUACAUUUGAUUGUCCUGUGAUUGCUAAUUCUCACUUUUUAUUAUAAUCGAUUAUUAUACGAGAGCGUAACUCGAGUAGUUUAAGGAUUACGUCGAGUUACGAGUGAAAAAUAAUCGAUUAUUUUUCAUUGAUGGAUCGGUACUCAUUACGAUUAUAUAAUAGAUGAACCGAUAAUCAAAAAUCAUUUAUUUUAUAUAAAUAUUGAACGUACAAUUACACGUAAUUAGUGAAACGAUUGUUGCUUUCUAAUUGCACAAUUUGAGAACCUAACGAACACCUAACGCAUUUCGAAAUUGUCGUUUUUUAUGUCUGUGCGUUAAACUAACUUACAUUUUUUUCUUGCCCAUUUUUUCAACGAUGUUCAAUGCUCGAGGGACUCUAAUGAGUUUGCUUUAUAUUUUGUCAAAUUGCUGAUAGCGCAGGAGUCAUUGGAAUCAUACCUUAUUAUCAAUUCCAAUCUUCCUAUUGGACAAUUUUUGUAUCAAAUUCAUAUCUUCUUCCAAUCCAGAUUUAUGGUUAAGAACAAUCGUUUUGAUAUUCGAUGUUCUUUUCUCAACAUCUACUGUAUUAAAAUUACUAGGUAUAACGGUGCUUUAUAGCUACGCAACGUAAGUUUUCAUCAUAGUUUUUCUGAUCACUUCAGAGCUCCAGAACUGAAUUCUCUUUUCUCUGGAAGCGUUUGCUCUCUUCUUUUGGUCGUACGUGUGUUUCUGAUAUCCUGGUUUUCACAACUUCUUACGUUUAAUAGAUGCUCGCUUAAUAUUGCCAUUUCUUAAGAAUACGUGCUCGUUCGAAAUCUCUUCAAGAAAUUAAUGUUUUUGUUCCACACUGAAUCCCGAAAACUUUUUGAACGUAAUUUUGCGUUUCCAGCAUGUUUAGAUGCAAUUGUUUCGCUUAAUUCUAAACUUAAAGCGAUUCAUUACGAUUUUAAGACGGUUUAUGACAAAGAAACUUCAAAAAGUGAUUUUUAUCACAACACACAUUGUUGUUGGUGGAAAAAUCAAAUAACAGUAGAUUAGAACAAGUCGAUGUACGGCAUACUGUAUACUUCAAUUCAUCUAUAAUUGCUGAUUCAUACCAUACCCUUUGUCUUCGCCAGUGCUCUUCUGAAAGGUUUUUGAACUAUCAUAUACAGCUGGAUAUAUUUUCAACUUUUCUUUUAUAAUAGAUAUUCCUUCUCUAUACUCUACAUAAUCUUGACAUUUUCGACAGUACUCUACUCUAUUAGUACUUAAUUUCAAACAAAAUGAUAUACAAACGUUGUUAUCAAACCACAUACUUCAUACAUAUCGUACUGGAGGAUUAUGAAAGAACAAAUUAGUACCGAUUUUUCAAAUCAAAUAUUUUGAAGUGAUGAAAACCGCUUCCACGCACAUUAUUGGUCGAAUAGUUGCCCAAAAGUUUAGGGUAAAAAUGUGUGGAGAGUGGUUUUGUUUAAGAAAUUUUUUCACCCCAUAAGUGUAUAUGUAAAUAGAUUUUAAGAAGGUGUCUUGUGACCUAUUCCACUGAGAUCUUUUCAGAUAUAUUCCGCUUCUUCAAAUUAAGAUUACAUUCUUCUUAGGAAGCAUUACAACCUAGAGACUGAAUAUUUCAUGUAUUUUUCGUUACUAGUAACUUUUAUCGUUACGUACAGUAUUUUUAAUAUACUGUUGCAGUUAUAUAGAACGUGCAUUGCAGUUUCUUCCUCUCACAUAAUUUACAUAAGGAUUUCUUUGUUAACACUAUCAAUUUUAGAUGCCUCUUGAGUUCAAAAUGUCUUGUUAACUCACUUUGACUGUUUUUUCCUGCAUUUAUUUUCGAUUAUAUCGUUACUUUAGUCGAUUGUUCUAAUAUUUUGACUUGAUGAAUUCAUUCGCCAUUAUCUUGUACUUCAUCCAUUUCUUUGAUUAAUUUUGCAAGAUCCAACAUAACUAAUUUACUUGGUCUUGAACAGUGGAGGUGAGGAGUCCACGUGGGCUGUCGGUUUCUUAGACCGAAUCUUAAUUUGGUUUGAGUGCCGUGCGUAUUUAUGAAAUAUUGAUUGUUCCUCGUAUAACUGUCUUCUGCAAUUAAUAUUGGAAUAACUAUAACUAUCACAGCUAUCAAAUGUAAUAUAAUUUUCAUGUUAUUGUGAAGGUAUUUCUAAGAUAUUGACAGCCGUUUAUUUUAUGAUUUAAUUAAUUUCUCUAAAUGUACAUAUUCAUUCAUGAUUGGGUUUUCAACAACUCAACCUAAUAUACUAUGAAUAUACACAUAUAGGUAUAUUUGAAAUAUGUAAAGUGAUGUACCAAUUUUAUACUUAAAUAAAAAAUCAUAUUAAUAUAUACUAAUUAUAAACAAAACUUAAACAUUUCGUUACAUAUUGGGUAUCUAGAAAAUUUUUAAUUCUAAUUCUGUAUAAAUAUAAACACGUAUAAGUUAUGUAUCAAUCUAUAUAAUACAUCAUACAAUUUACGUUUGUCUGGAAUACAUGAAGUUUAUACAGAAUUGAAGAUAUAGUAUAUUUAUGGUUUGUUCUGUAUUUACAGAAAUAUAUUCUUAAUGUAAAUCUACAUGAGAUAUACAUAGUAUAUACUGUGUUGAUUGCCUCGUUAUAUAAUAAUAUGAAAUAAAAUUGACUGUUGACAUUUUGAUAUUAUUUAACAGUUGUAAAUAAACUUGUUGAAAUGUGGCAUCUUUUUAUGGACAUUAUGAAUGAGUGGAAACCAAGUUUCAAGACUUAUUAGUCGUAAUUAUAUAUAUUUUAAAUUAUAAUAUAUUUAUUUAUACAUAUGUAUCUAAUUUAAUUUUAAUUGUGAAUUAACAUAGGAAAUUAUAAUUAU